UUUGCCUCAACAGAAACCUUAACAGAUAGUGAAGCUCCUUGCUAUGGGAGAUCAUGGACGGGAUAGGGUCUGCAUAGAGACUGCUUGGGACACAGCUUACAUGGCUUUUGAUUUAUGCACUCUGUGAAAGCCUCCCUGGGCCAAACUGUUCUUUGUAGAGCCCUGGUAUAACGAAGUGAUGUGACAUGCUCUCACAGCGUCCUCCUCCUCCACCCUUAGUAGUUGCCUUUGCUCUUGUGUGAGAGGCUAUCCAGGCUGCCCCACCAUACCCAAGUGCUCUCCUUUUAUCCCACUCUCUUAGGUAUACCUCCAGCCCCAAGACAUGUCCUGCUACAGCCAGUGCGUGCCAUGCCGGCCCUGUGGCCCCACCCCUCUGGCCAGCAGCUGCAAUGAGCCCUGUGUCAGGCAGUGCCAGAACUCCACCAUCGUCAUCGAGCCCUCUCCCGUGGUUGUGACCCUGCCCGGACCCAUCCUCAGCUCCUUCCCGCAGAACACUGUUGUGGGAUCGUCCACCUCCGCUGCUGUUGGCAGCAUCCUCAGCUCUGAGGGCGUGCCCAUCACCUCGGGGGGCUUUAACUUGUCUGGCUUCGGCAGCGGCUACUGUGGCAGAAGAUGUCCGCCCUGCUAAAGCCGCUGGCCUUUGUCCUGGAGACAUGCUUGAAGACACUACGAGCACGAUGCUGAAUCAAGAAGGAAUUUUCAAGCCACUGCUUUCAGAACAGUUGACCAUCCUCAGCUACUCCAGGAAAUAGUGGCAGGAAGGGAGAGGCCUGUGCUUUCUGACAGCCUGGCUCACGUCUCUGCUUCUGUUCCUCUACCCACCUACCUACCUCUUUCUCCACUUUCAGUUUUGCUUUCUUUUUUUUUCCCCUUAUUCUCCUCUGAGCUAUGAGGUUCCUCAGAACCAGUCCAUCCUCUGCCAGAAAAGAAGGCACUAGCCUUGCAUGAACUCAACUGUGGCAUCAGGCACAUCCUGCAGUGCUGGAGCCUCUGCUCAGUAGGACCUCGUUUUCUGCUUUAAACAUUCAUUAAAGAUUUCUGCAUCUUCUUUGAGCUUUUGAUGUUACUUUUCACCGUGUGUUGCCUCCAGAGAUGCCCAGAGAGAAUGGCUUUGCUCUGGUGGGUAUAAGUUGGGUGUUCAAGGAGACCCUUCUCCAUUCUGAGAAGAAUGGGAGGUUGUGACACGCUGCACAGGCUCCUCUCUUGGGCACUGUCCAAAGCAGAUGAAAAAGACAUCCCUGACUGUGGCAGAGCAAGUGGCUAUCAGCCUUUGCCUUGCCGUGUGUCUGCCCACAUUGAGCCUCACAGAACUUUCAAAGAGAGAACACAACCUCUGCUGUGCUCCUAGCUAAACUUCGGAGUAUGUGGGAGGCCACGGAGGCAAAACACCCUGCAGGCUCUUAGGAACAGUGCUCCUCCUAUUUUCUUCAGUGUUGCACUGGGGAAGUAGAUGAGGAUAGAAGACAGAACAGAACUGUGUGGAUGUCCCUUUGAUGUCAAAUAAAGCUCGUGUUGCCAGUUAUGCCGUUUUGUCCUCCUCAGACGUAACUGUGUCUGACUCACAUUGGCCUCCAUCAAUGGCUGCUUCGGGUGCCAUGCUCAUUUCUCUCGAGAACUCAGGGAGGUGCGCCCUGGUCAGGAUGGAGUUUGGUGGCCCUGGACGCAGCGCCCCCUGCGGGCCCGCACGGGACUGUGCCACCGCCCUGCCACGGGGCGCUGGA
Numida meleagris (helmeted guineafowl) is the source of this 1721-nucleotide messenger RNA. RefSeq names its product feather keratin Cos1-1/Cos1-3/Cos2-1-like. Lineage: Eukaryota; Metazoa; Chordata; Aves; Galliformes; Numididae. Gene Ontology annotation, cellular component: intermediate filament. The transcript has a single exon. Bases 323 to 628 code for a protein of 101 amino acids. Gene Ontology annotation, molecular function: structural constituent of cytoskeleton. The record is from RefSeq and is a predicted model, not a curated record.